AUGCUGAAAAAAGUAAUCCCGCUAUCGGAAUUAAGUGAUGAUGGUUACUGCUUGACAGUGCGUGCCAUCGAUGACCAUGGACGUUCGGAAACGGCAGUGGUAGCAAUUAAUUCUAAUGGUUUUGCUAAAAACUGUCGAAAAAUGGACAAAUUCGAUGGUUUUCUACCACUAGUUUAUAUUGCUGCUGGGACUGCCCCUUUAAAAUCUGCGUCCGAAACCACGACAAGUGGUUCUACCACAGACUCUUCGGACUUGACGAAUUUUUAUACUGUUCUAUGGCCAACUGCUGAUCCGCACGCUGGUUUUUCCUCGAAAGAUAACGAAACAGAUCAUAUAAAUGAAUCGUUGGUUAGAACCACGUCAGAGGAACUGGAAUACGAAACAACAAUGAUCGAAUCCGACGAAUCCCCAAUCACUCCCGCUUCGAAGGUAAAUGAUAGAGAAUCUUUGAAACUGAUGAUUUCACAGUCAAGUUUUGAGCCUUCCCCUGGUUCGGAUCUCGGUCCAAUCUCAGGCACAGUUUCAGAAUCGGUUUCUUUUGCUGAACAAGGUUCGGGCCUUGUUACAGCUUCUGUAAAAAGCCUCUCUAAUGGCUCCAGUUUCCUCACUAAAACCAGCUUGAUUCAGUUUUCUGUUGCCAGCUUCUUAACAUCUCUGGAUGCAAGCGACACCGCAAAGUUAUGGAGCAGCACGGAAGCUGCUUCUGAAAAAGGCGAUAGUGCGGUUGGCACAAGAACUACAGCUGCAGAUGGUGGUGACGCUACUGGAGCAGGAGAUUUUUUUUCGAAAAAUACCUCUGAAGGAAUAAGUAACUCUGAUAACGAUAGCGGACUUGUCAGUCUUUCCACAAAUAGACUUACCCAUGAUAGCUCUGCUGAAACUAAUAGCAAACAAAGUAACGAGAAGGAAGGAAGCGAUUCGAGGUACCAUACUAAUGCAGCUGUGCCUGACGGGGUUUCGGUUACGCCCGGAAGCGAAAAUUCGAUAAGUGCAUCGAGCCCAUCCAGCUCGGAGAUUGCUGAAUCAGGCUCGGUGGGUAUCAGUGAGACGUCGACGAAUGAUAACGGUUUGCUUCAUAAAAUUGUAACUGGUACUGAAGUUGACGUAGACCGUAAUUCCGAAACCAGUGGUAAUUCCGAUGACAGUAAGUUGUCAGCUACAGCUGCUAGUCCAGAUGCGAACUCUGCUGUGAUUGCACAAAACUUCUCAAAACUCUUUGAAACAAGCACCGGCACUGCUUACUCAUCUCAUUUCACAGUAGAACCAGCGGAUCUAUCUCCUGAUCAGUGGGAAAUCUUUGGAAGCACAUCACCAACUUCGUUUAUCUACAACAUCAGUGUUUCAAACGGUAUGUAUUUCCAGAUUCCAUUGGAGAGCUUGGGAACCUCACUACUAUUUCCCGAAAAUACUGGAAUUCUCACCACGGAGGUUGAUACGACUGUGGAAAUUUUGGAUACAGCGGGAUCGUGGGCAGAUGGCUCGGAGUAUAUCCAAUCCGGAAGCCCAUCGCUAGCGGAAUUCACGGUAACCAGCUCAGUGCUGCCGACAUUCGAAGGUACAGAAACAUCCGAGGAAAAAGGUGAUAAAGGACCAAUGCUUGAAGUGAUUCGGCCCGAUUCCGGUGGAACCUUUUUGGAUUCCGGUAAAGCAGAAAAUUUUGCUGCAAUAGCCUGUCAUUUGAAGAACUCACAGCCAAUCUGGAGUCUCAUCUGUGAUCUCAGUAAAACAGCUCGAAUUAAAAGGAUUACUCCGUGA
Messenger RNA from Gongylonema pulchrum, 1755 nucleotides. Lineage: Eukaryota; Metazoa; Nematoda; Chromadorea; Rhabditida; Gongylonematidae. The record is from the annotation of a GenBank genome assembly.